CUCUUCCCAGUGUGCCUCGCGGCCGCAGGCGCUGACGUGGCCGCCGUCAGCGCCGCCAUCUUGUGGGAGCGAAACCAACGCCUGGCUCGGAGCAGCCGCCGCUGAGGUCUCUGGCCAGUGUCGCUUCCAACCACCCACAAGGAUGGGGAAUAUCUUUGCAAACCUCUUCAAGGGCCUUUUUGGCAAAAAAGAAAUGCGCAUCCUCAUGGUGGGCCUGGAUGCUGCAGGGAAGACGACGAUUCUCUACAAACUGAAGCUGGGUGAAAUUGUGACCACUAUUCCCACCAUAGGUUUUAAUGUGGAAACCGUUGAGUACAAGAAUAUCAGCUUCACUGUGUGGGAUGUGGGUGGCCAAGACAAGAUCCGGCCACUAUGGCGCCACUACUUCCAGAACACC
Molecule: messenger RNA, 397 nt
Organism: Urocitellus parryii (Arctic ground squirrel)
Lineage: Eukaryota; Metazoa; Chordata; Mammalia; Rodentia; Sciuridae
Source: RefSeq, a predicted model, not a curated record